AUGAGCAGGCCGCUAUCCUUCGACCAGGUGACAAACAACCUAGAGCAGAUCCUUGCGGACCCGUCGACCCCCCUCGAUGUUCACCUCAUUGACAAGCUAGGAGCCGAGGUGGUAGCCCAGACGGACCAUGGCCUCUCCAAGAAACUGAUCACCCUCAUAUCCCGCGUCCUUCCGGUGCUACAGGAGGACCCAAGCCCCGUCGCAACCCUAGCAACAAAAGUAGCACAGUACCUAAGCUUUUCAGAACUUCAGUCAAUUGAUCCCCGUAUCAAUUUCGUUGCUGGAAUCAGGGCCGGGUCUCCCGCAAUCAAUACCCUCGUACUUUGCCUAGUUGUAAAGGCAAGCGAGUCUCCAAACCAUGUUGCUGAAGUUGCUAGAAACGCAGAAUUGGUCGGGUCUAUUGUAGAGCUAUGGCUGUCGACCGAUGACUCUGGAGUAUCGCAGGCCGCUUUUGACGUACUCUGGUCUCUACUAGAGGCGGACCACUUAGUUUCAAAUAACGCAAACGGAGGACCCAAGAAUGAAUCUCUGCAGAAUGGACCAAUGUGGCAGAGGAUAUUUGCGGACAAAUCUAUCUAUAGGCUCCUCUUUUCGAUAUGUUCCUUGCGCACGGUAGGACAAGAUGGACAGAUCAGUGCUCGACAAAAGACAGUUGCUCAGGGGAGACUGAUGGAGUUCAUUGUCAAAGUUGGGUCUGUCAGCUGGAAUGCCAUAUCGAGCUCACACUUCGCUGAUGUUGAAUCUACCUUCCAGAGCGAGAGCUUGCUGAGCUUUGCCGCUCUUCAGAUGGUCGACACGAGCGACCUCUUACUCCAUAUGACUCUCCUACAAUUUUUCCGACAGCUGCUUGAAGUCAAUGCUCCUGGACUACAUUAUAGGCCCAGCAAGGCAUCUAGCUCAAUACCCUCAUUCUCAUCUCCAUCUCUAGAAUUUCUUAUCACAAAUGGUAUACAUAGGAGGGUAAUCAAUUACUACCUGGACCCUUCCACCCUUGACUCUGCCACUGCAAGUUUCCUUGCCGGCCCUGUGAUGGCAUAUGUUUCUGCCUAUGCAGCCCUCUAUCCAAACCACCUACUACAAGAACACCAGGCACAGCUGGAUCGGCUGUGCUCUCGCAUACUAAAAGGAUUCAAAAUACCAUCCGCUCAGUGGGCUCAUGGCCCUGUACCCGUGGGAGAUCUCGAUAUUUUAGCUUCUCUUCCACGAGUAAUGUUGGUUGAAUCUAGCAAAAGAGGCCUGAACCCACUACUCGCUAUUCCUUCAAAGCCCUUGCACAUUGAAACCUUGAUGUGUUUAGGGAAGAUAUUUCAUGGGCCACCUCCCGCUGAAGACGCGAUGGAUAUUGAUCAGGCCAUUAACAGAGGUCCAAACCCUACCAGCUCCAGAGCUGAGACAGUGGCCUCAAGAAUCCUUUAUUUUCAGUAUUUAAACAGCCACCCGGGUUUCUGGUCCAACAUCGUCGAAGCUGCGGAGACAAUAGCUAUGCAAGAGACUGCAAUAGCGUCUAUAAACUUGAUAAAGAGUGUUGUAACAGCCAACUGGACCGUUCUCUCCUCAGCUGAAGAUGCAAGUACAUUGACAUCUGGUCGGUUCACACUGCCAACGGAGUCUGUAGUCAGCCAACUUGGCCCAUCCUCUCAAGGAAAUCUCCCCGUCAGUGGAGCAUGGGCGUUACUUGUUCCACCAGCCCUGACUGUUGUUUUACCAUACCUUUUUAAGCAGCCCCCAUCCUAUGCUGAUUUCGUUGCCGGAGGAGCCGGAGACACCGAGAGUGCUGUAUGGCGGAUUGCCACCGCGAAGUAUGAUGCCCUUGUCACUCUCCAUUCAGCUGUUCAGAAAAUGGAGAGUUCUACUGGAAGCCUCGAUGAUAUUAAACGAACAUUGAAGCGGAGAGUGGCAGAAGGACCCAUGGGUGCUCCGAACCAACUUGGAAGCAGAAUUGAAGCCCUCGAACUAUAA
Molecule: messenger RNA, 1959 nt
Organism: Trichophyton rubrum CBS 118892
Lineage: Eukaryota; Fungi; Ascomycota; Eurotiomycetes; Onygenales; Arthrodermataceae
Exons: 1
Coding region: 1-1959 (652 amino acids)
Source: RefSeq, a predicted model, not a curated record